AUGCGGCAUUCGUUUCAUUCCUCGUCGGCCUUUCCGUUUCACGAAAAAACUGCCUACGUUGAGUUGGAAAACAACGGCGCGCGCGCGGGGCCGACGGAGAGCAUGAGUGCGCACGCCAAGCGCGAAUCUGUGCACAAAGAAGUGUCAUGGGAGCACGUGCUGGCGGAAGUUUUGCGCGCAAACGAAGAGCCCGACAACACCGACCUCACCGUGCUCACUGCGGUGCGCCGCGCCAAGGAGCGCGUGUAUGUGCAAUCUCAGUUCCAGCGGUGCCAAGAACAAGUGCGCAUGGAUCCGAAUUUACUCUUUUUUAGCGAGCCGUACGAGAAGCAGUACAUGGCGUUCAUGAAUGUGGUGAAUCGGUUCCGCGUGCGGCUCUGCUUCUCGAUCGGCGCGUCGGCAUGCGGUCUCCUCUACUGGCACGAAGCGUUCGUUCUAAAAGCAUUCGCGGCGUCGUCCACCGGCAUCGACGAAAACGCACAAGCGGCGCUGUACGUGGUGUGUUUUGGCGUGAUUGUGCCGACGUUUGCACUGGGAGUCUUGAUGUCCUUCAUCCCGUGGGGGCGCGACCGCCUCGAAAGCAUUGCGUCCAUCGUGUACGUUGUGGUCGCGAUGGCCCUCAUCACGAAGAAGUGCAUCCAGCAAGCCAAGGGCCCGAUCUACCCCCUCGUCAUUCUCCUCAUUCCGCUCUUCAACGUGACCCGCAUGCGGUUUGCGUACACGUCCGUCGUUGGCGCGUUCAUCGUCGUCGUGUUCUUCAUCGUCCAGCUCGCUGCUGGCCCCGACCCCACGUCGACCGUCGUCUUCACCACACUCAACUACUCGAUGAGUGUCAUCGGCGGCAUGGUGUCGAGUUACCAAAAGGAGCUCCUCAAGCGCCGCAACUUCACCCUCGGCCUCAACUUUUCAGGCGCGGAAGACGAUGCGUCGUCGCGAAUUCACAGUCCGUACUACGCCAAAGAAGUCGUGUGCUAUCGGUGGACCCAGGCCUUCCGCCACGCCGACCUCGAGCGGCGGUUCUAUCGGUACUGGUACCUCAUUGACGGCAGCCCGUACGAGAACCCGAACGCGGGCGUGCUCCACUCUGGCGUGUACUUGGGCUGGCGCUUCGCCGCUGCUGGCAUGUGCUUGAAUCAAGUCGUGCUCGUCCUUCAAGACGUGAUCAACCUGUACAAGACGAGCACGCAUUACAUUGCGCUCGGGUUCCGCGUCGGCUGCAUUAUUCCGGCGUACAUGAUCCUGUUUGGGUGCAUGUACUACUUUUGUCGGGCGUAUGCCAAGGGAUGGAUAGCGCAUCGUAUGCUGGCGCCGCCGUCGAGGGGCGCGACGCCCCCUAGCACCACCGUCUCGAUCGCCGUGCGUUCCAGAGCGUCGAUCCAGCACCACGCGAGUCUGGCCGUCAACCGAGUCCACAACGAUCUCGUCGGCGUGCACCACGGCUACACCCACACCAUGCAAGCAAUCACGGCCGCCGUGAUUCUGUUCCACGUGUACUUGACAGGAACGUUGGUGUACGUGAUUGCUGUCAACAUUGGGGUCAAGGGGGUGUAUUUUAUGGGGUUUCUCAACGCGACGCUUGUGGCGCACCGUUCGAGCUUUCGACUGCGGUUUGUGUACUCGUCCGUGCUCACGAUGGUCGCAUGCUUGGCCUUUUUGUUUGGCACACGCAAUGUCCUGCCGCGACAGACGCACUUGGAGUACACGUGCUACCUCGGCGUCGUCCAGAUCUUGGGCAUGAUUGUGUCGUACGAGGAAGAGAAUCUCCGGCGGUCGUUCUUUCUCAAGAAGUCGCUGCGAGCGCUCGAGUUCAAAGCUUGGCUCAACUCGGUCCUCCGUGUCCAGUCGUGGGUACGAGCGCGCAUGAUUCGCAAAACCAGGGACGCCAAGUGCCGAUUGAAAGCGCCGCGAGAAGCCAUCCCAGAGGACAACGUCGAGGAACCGAGCCGUGUGGCGACAAGAGCGUCCACGAACGAGGUCCCCACGUCCCCGGUGUCGGCCAUCGACAUGCGCACCGCUUCGUCGCGGGUCAUCCCGGUCGGCAAGUUCUCGUUGCCCAACCUCGCGGCACCUCUCGCGGACAUGGACUUGAACAAAAACCUGCGCGAUCUCCAAAGCAAGCUCGCCGACGUCGACUUGAACAAAAACUUGCGCGAUCUCCAAAGCAAGCUCGCGGUCGACGUCGACCUGAACAAGAACCUGCGCGACCUCCAGGGAAAACUGAACAAGAACAACGAAGUUGUGACGAAUGCGUCGUCGCGCAUGUCGAAAGCAAGCCGAUUCGGCAUGUACUCGACGUGCGUGAGUGUCCUCAUCGCAUUCGGCCAAGUCAUGUUCUUCCUCGCCAAGCAAAAGUGAUCGUCGCGUUGGCGACGAUAUCGAGCAGCGCUUCACCAACAACGACAUCGUUUCAGCCGUCGAUCGUUUGGACGUGCAAACCACGUUGUGGUGCUACUUACCCUGCCGCCAAGUCGUUGCAGCCACCCGUGAUAUCGAUCGGUUGGACGGGGUGGUGCUCGUAAUGUCGUAGCUCGAAUUGUUGACGUGUUGUAAUCCAAGGCACAGCGAUCGUCGUCGAUUUCCAUUCCACAUGUUAUGCUGCUGCACGGCGCGCAUGACGCGAGGCCAUGGCGAUCCCGACGCAAGGACAUGGAUGGACGCAUCGAUCGAUUCACGCGUCCGCGCUGGAGCUGUCACGCAUCGAACGCCACGUGUGCCAUGGACGCUGGAACGUCCACACUGUGCAUGGCCCACUCCAUGUCGUGGG
Molecule: messenger RNA, 2764 nt
Organism: Aphanomyces invadans
Lineage: Eukaryota; Oomycota; Saprolegniomycetes; Saprolegniales; Verrucalvaceae
Exons: 13
Coding region: 1-2355 (784 amino acids)
Source: RefSeq, a predicted model, not a curated record